CCAACCUGUACUGACUCACUGACUUCAAACAAAAAAAAAUGGCAGAAACUUCCUCUAGAAAACUAAUCGUCGAAGUUUGCAACGCAAAGAAUUUAAUGCCGAAAGACGGUCAAGGUACAGCAAGCGCUUACGCGAUUGUUGACUACGACGGACAGCGGCGGAGAACGAAGACAAAGUUUCGAGAUCUGAAUCCUGAGUGGGAAGAAAAGCUUGAGUUUCUUGUUCAUGAUAAUGACUCCAUGGCGGACGAAAUUUUGGAAGUUAUUCUUUAUAACGAUAAAAAGACGGGUAAACGCAGUACUUUUCUCGGCAAAGUUAAGAUUGCCGGUAGUGGAUUUGUUAAGUCCGGGUCGGAGUCUCUGGUGUAUUAUCCGUUGGAGAAACGGAGUGUUUUUUCUCAGAUUAAAGGUGAGCUUGGGUUGAAAGUUUAUUAUAUUGAUGAAGAUCCACCGGCUGUGCCGGAUGAGAAAAAACCUGAGGCGGCGGCGGCGGUAGCACCGGCUGAUGAGAAAGCACCUGAGAAUAGUGAAGUAAAACCAGAGACGGAGGUGAAAAAAGAAGAUAAGCCUGAAGAGAAAAAAGAAGAGGCUAAGAGUGUAGACACUGCAAGUACAGAAGAUAAGAAAGAAGAGAAGCCAAAUCCACCGGCGCCACCACAAGAGGACAAAGAAAAGAAACCGGAGACGGUGAAUCCACCACCAGAGCCAGCAGCAGCAGUAACACCACCACCUCCUCCGCCACCAGUAGAGGUGGAGAAUCCACCGUUAGCUCACAGUGAAAAAACAAUACAGCAGCAGAAGGACAACAAUAACGUAGUAGAAAAUGGUAAAACAUCCGAUCUCACGAUCAGCAACCUCGAGCUACGAUCACUAUCAAGCGAUCGUAGCCGAAGCGCUUACGAUCUGGUUGAUCGCAUGCCCUUUCUAUAUGUUCGUGUUCUAAAAGCGAAGAGAUCAAACUCAUCGAAUCAUCCCACAUAUGCGAAGCUUGUGAUCGGCACGCAUAGUAUCAAAACCAAGAGUGAGAGCGAUAAAGAUUGGGAUCAGGUUUUCGCAUUCGAUAAAGAAGGAUUAAAUUCGUCUUCACUUGAAGUUUCUGUUUGGACAGAAGAGAAAAAAGAAAAUGAUGAGAAAACUGAGAAUUGUCUUGGUACGGUGUCGUUUGAUUUACAAGAAGUUCCAAAGCGUGUACCACCAGAUAGUCCUUUAGCUCCACAGUGGUACAGUUUAGAGUCGGAGAAAUCGCCGGGAAAUGACGUCAUGCUUGCUGUUUGGAUCGGUACUCAAGCGGAUGAAGCGUUUCAGGAGGCUUGGCAAUCGGAUUCGGGUGGGUUAAUACCCGAGACCCGAGCGAAAGUAUACUUGUCGCCGAAGCUUUGGUAUUUGAGAUUAACGGUUAUCCAAACCCAAGAUUUGCAGCUGCCUUCGGUUACCGAACCUAAGGCUCGUAAUCCUGAGCUGUAUGUUAAAGCUCAGCUGGGCCCGCAGGUUUUUAAAACGGGUAGGACUUCUGUUGGGUCAGGCUCAUCCAGCUCAGCUAAUCCUACGUGGAAUGAAGAUUUGGUAUUUGUGGCGGCUGAACCGUUUGAGCCGUUUUUAGUAGUGACAGUAGAGGAUGUGAUUAAUGGACAGUCAGUUGGGAACGCUAAGAUACAGAUGGCAAGCAUCGAACGGCGGAGUGAUGAUCGUACGGAGCCGAAAUCAAGAUGGUUUAAUUUGGUUGGUGAUGAGAAGAGGCCGUACACAGGUAGAAUACACGUGAGAGUAUGUUUAGAAGGCGGCUAUCACGUGCUUGAUGAGGCUGCUCACGUGACUAGCGAUGUUAGAGCCGCCGCUAAACAGUUAGCUAAAGCUCCUAUUGGGUUACUAGAAGUUGGCAUUCGAGGAGCUACUAAUUUACUGCCGGUUAAAACCAAGGAUGGUACACGUGGCACUACGGAUGCUUACGUGGUUGCUAAAUAUGGGCCCAAAUGGGUUCGUACCCGUACGAUCAUCGACCGGUUUAAUCCUAGGUGGAAUGAGCAGUACACAUGGGAUGUAUACGAUCCCUGCACAGUGUUGACUAUUGGCGUGUUUGACAAUGGAAAGCCAGGGAAAGAUAUCAGAGUUGGGAAAAUAAGAAUAAGAUUGUCCACACUGGAUACUAAUCGGGUGUACCUAACUUCAUAUUCACUUACUGUGUUACUACCAAGUGGAGCCAAAAAAAUGGGAGAAAUUGAGAUAGCCGUUCGAUUCACAUGUUCAUCAUGGAUAAACAUAAUCCAAGCCUACACCACACCGAUGCUACCUAGAAUGCACUACAUACGACCAUUAGGUCCAGCUCAACAAGACAUACUGCGCCAUACAGCUAUGCGUAUAGUCACGGCUCGGCUCGCCCGGUCCGAGCCACCAUUGGGUCAAGAAGUGGUUCAGUUCAUGCUGGACAGCGACACGCAUAUGUGGAGCAUGAGGAGAAGUAAGGCUAAUUGGUUCAGAGUCGUUGGGUGUCUCACACGCGCCGCUACAUUGGCGCGUUGGCUUGACGGGAUUCGCACGUGGGCGCACCCUCCGACAAGUAUUCUAGUUCAUAUCUUGGUUAUAGCUGUUGUGUUAUGUCCACAUCUAUUGCUCCCCACCGUAUUCAUGUACGCCUUCUUGAUUUUAGCGUUCAGAUUCCGUUAUCGCCAAAGGGUCCCACACAAUAUGGAUCCGAGGGUUUCGUAUGUUGAUGUUGUGGGUCCAGAUGAGCUAGAUGAGGAGUUUGAUGGAUUUCCCACCACACGAUCUGCUGAUGUGGUUCGUAUUAGAUACGAUCGUCUUCGGGCUUUAUCGGGCAGGGCCCAGACACUUUUAGGAGAUUUGGCAGCCCAAGGAGAACGUUUGGAAGCAUUGUUUAGCUGGAGGGAUCCGAGAGCAACUGGUAUUUUUGUGGUGUUUUGCUUAUUUGCUUCAUUGUUAUUUUAUGUUGUACCAUUUAAGGUGUUUGUGCUAGGGGCGGGAUUCUAUUACUUCCGCCACCCAAGGUUCCGCGACGACAUGCCGUCUGUGUCCGUCAACUUUUUCCGGCGGCUACCAUCUCUGUCAGAUCAAAUACUGUAAUGCUGCUGUUUUUAUUGUUUCAUGUAAUGCAUUAAUAAGUUAUUGUUUUAAUAAGUUAGUAAUUUAUUUGAUUUAUUUUGAAUA
Molecule: messenger RNA, 3161 nt
Organism: Mercurialis annua (annual mercury)
Lineage: Eukaryota; Viridiplantae; Streptophyta; Magnoliopsida; Malpighiales; Euphorbiaceae
Product: FT-interacting protein 3
Exons: 1
Coding region: 39-3077 (1012 amino acids)
Source: RefSeq, a predicted model, not a curated record